Rotaria sp. Silwood2 is the source of this 846-nucleotide messenger RNA. The record is from the annotation of a GenBank genome assembly. NCBI's taxonomy places the organism in Eukaryota, Metazoa, Rotifera, Eurotatoria, Philodinida, Philodinidae.
AUGAAGAUAUUUCAACUAGUAAGAGAUACAAGUGGUAUUGUUCAUCGAUUAGUUGUUGAUUUUGAACUUAUUUUUUUCAAUGAACAAAAAUAUUCUUCAAUUCAACGUUUGAUUUAUAAUUGGUGGUGGUUAAGUUUACCUUAUGCAUUCAUUUAUAUCAUUACUAUAUUUAUUGGUCAAGCAUGGAUGAUCAGGAAAAAUAAAAAAUUUGAAUUACGACAAGCAUUAAUACUGUGGAAUAUUAUUCUUACAAUAUUUAGUUUUUGGGGUGCAUGUCGAUGUAUACCUGAAUUUAUAUAUGUAUUAACUCAACAUGGAUUUAUGUAUUCAAUAUGUGAUUCAGCAUAUAAACAAGGUAUUACUGGUUUAUGGGUUUGUUUAUUUAUGGCUUCGAAAGUACCGGAAACAUUAGAUACAUUAUUUAUUAUAUUACGACGACAACAAUUGAUUUUUCUUCAUUGGUAUCAUCAUGCUUCAGUACUUGUAUAUUGCUUUUAUAGUUAUGCAUUUUUCGCUUCAACGGGUCGUUGGUUUGUAUCAAUGAAUUAUUGUGUUCAUACAAUCAUGUAUGGCUAUUUUGCAUUACGAGCUGCUCGUGUUCGACUUCCUCGAUUUGUUCAAGCAUUUGUAACGUUUCUUCAAAUUAUUCAAAUGAUUGUUGGUUGCAUAGUAAAUGUAGCUGCAUUUAAUUAUAAACAAGAAGGAUAUUCAUGUGAUACUACGAAUACAAAUAUUAUAUUAUCAUUAGUACUCUAUAUUUCUUACUUCAUUCUUUUUGCACAUUUCUUUGGUAUGGCCUAUUUGCGUAAAGAUUCAAAGAGAAAAGUCAAGGAUAGAAUUGAUUAG